Lachancea sp. 'fantastica' is the source of this 432-nucleotide messenger RNA. The record is from the annotation of a GenBank genome assembly. NCBI's taxonomy places the organism in Eukaryota, Fungi, Ascomycota, Saccharomycetes, Saccharomycetales, Saccharomycetaceae.
AUGCUGGCAAGAAGUGUUAGCAGGUCCUUGGCUCACCCAGUCUUGUUUAUGAGCAGAUUAUCAAGCUCAGCUGUUUAUACUCCUCCAAAAUACGAUGAGCUUGAUACCAAUACAUGGUUAAAAAUCGAAAAGGAGACCAGAGAGGAGAUUUUAGAGUAUUUAGACUGGAAAAUGGAGUCCAAUUGGUCUCUGAUGACGCCACGAGAACAACGAGCAGCCUAUUUUGUAUCUUACGGUGACUACGGUCCUCGAGCUAAACCGGGUUCCAAAGCGGCCCAGAUGCAAAUGUCGGGUGCUGAAUUGAUUCUUAGAGGUAUCUUCAGUACAGUUCUUUUCACUGCAGUGGCUAUAAGUGUUCUGAACUAUGGGAAAGACCGUAAAGUUAUGGAGAAUUUAGAUAAAUUGAAGGAGUCUGCGAACCCGGGAUCAUGA